Brassica rapa (field mustard) is the source of this 1350-nucleotide messenger RNA. RefSeq lists its product as uncharacterized. NCBI's taxonomy places the organism in Eukaryota, Viridiplantae, Streptophyta, Magnoliopsida, Brassicales, Brassicaceae. The record is from RefSeq and is a predicted model, not a curated record.
CUAUAGAUAAACAUGACAUAAAAAAAUAACUAUGUAAUAUUAGUUACUUUUAACAAAGGAAAGAUUAUUAUUCUUAUUAUAUAAAACAGAUAAAAUCUCUGAUCUCAGAGAGGAUCCAAUCCAAGACAGAGAUUAUUAACCAAGAGAAGAGAGUUAAAAAAGACUUCACCUUUUUAGAGAAAGCAAAUUCGAGGAGUUUACUUUAUCUGUGAGUGAAAACAAACUAAAGGGUUUUUGAAAAUCUCAAAACGAUGCCAUCAUUGUCACUCUCAAAUCAUAAAAGUAAAUACUCUACUUUUCUUUUUUGCUUUAUUACCAUGGUUGAUUGUUAUCAACUGGAAUAUGUUCUUUUUUCAAUUACUAGUAUUGUUUGGUCCCUGUACUUUUGUCUGCUCUCCCUCAUCUGAUCAACUCGUUAUUUAUGGUCUUUGGAUUCUAUCCAAGACGAGAGAUAUAUACUAACUUCUUUGCUGCUCUGUUUCUACUUUUUAUUCAGAAAUCAAAAGUGUGUCCUUUUCUCAAUCUGGGCAUAUCAAUGGGCACACAAAGUUUCUAACUUUGCCAAAGACAAAAGAGAUCUUGUUGAAUUGGUUGAUGAUUGGAACAUAUGUUUUGAUGAGGGUUUUGCUUUGUAAGAUCCAGUGCCCUUCUUUCAUCUGCUUCUGUAAGCCUUCUCCUCACAUCUACGCAUCUGGUUCUCUGAAAUUGGAGGACACUCCUCCUCCUCAAGUCUCUUCGGUUGUUGAUGACAAUGAUGAUGAUCAGUAUGUUGAUGCACAAGUAGAGGAAGUUGUUGAUCAUGUUGAUAGUUUGGUGAAUGAGGGAACAGAAGAAGAGUGUGCUGUAGAGGGAAAGGAAGAAGAUUGUGCCUUAGAGGAAGGUCAAAGUAAUGGAGAGAUUCUGAAGAGCAGUCUAAAAAAGGAAACUUUAGAUUCAGAGGAUGGUGAGAGAAGGGAGAAGAAGAAGGUGCAGUGGGUGGAUUUGAUGGGGAAAGAGCUUGCUGAGAUCCGUGAAUUCGAGUCUAGUGAAGAAGAAGAGAUCAGAUAUGAUGGCGAUAGAAGCUGUGUUUGCGUUAUUCUGUGAUCAAUCCUGUUUAGUUAAGGCAAUGGUGAAAGGUGAAGAAGCUGUUGGUCUUCUUGUGGCUUUAGCUUUGGAAUCCAUAUACAUUGAGGUAGUAGUAGUACAUAUAGUAGUAGAAUCUGCCACUAUGUUCUUGAACCAAUCUACAUUUGCUAGCCUGAGGUUAUAUGAUGUUUCCAAAUAUAGAAUGGUAGCAUUCUGUUGCGGUAUUAGGAUUGUGAAAAGAAUUGUUUUCUAUGACCAGUUAGUGAAUGGCUCUCUCACUCUAUA